This is a messenger RNA of Effrenium voratum, 2468 nucleotides long. NCBI's taxonomy places the organism in Eukaryota, Dinophyceae, Suessiales, Symbiodiniaceae. The record is from the annotation of a GenBank genome assembly.
AGCACGUGGCUCAAGAAUCUCAUGCACGUUUGAUUCUGCAGGGGCGGCCCCCGAUCUUGAGCGAUGCCUCGCUACAUUCGGCCGAGCCCGCAGGGGGUGGUCAUGGUGCGCCACCCCCGGCGCAGCGGCAUCCUGGGCCUCACAGCUGGCCUGGCCUUCCUGAGCUUCGUCAGCAAGUUUAGCGAGCACGUUCAGAUCUACAAGGCAAAGAACCAGAAGAUCAAGGGCGGCGCAAAGGAGCCCCCAGCAGAGGGACUCGCAGUCUUCAUGAAAUUCAUCCUGGGCUCCACCUGCAGCUUCCGGGAGGGCGUGACGGUGCUGAAGCUGUCACUGAUGCUACUGCUGCGGACGGUGGGCUCCGUGUGGGUCUCAAAGCAUUGGGGCAGUAUCGUCAACUCUGUGGUGAAGCAAGACUUCAUUCGUCUAGCAAAGCUCGUGGGAGAGUUUGCAGGCGCCACGGUAGCUUUGUCCGUGCUGAACGCGCUGCUGAAAUACUACAUUGCCGCUCUUAGACUUCAAGUCCGGGAGAAGAUCACGCUGUGGUGCCACGACAAGUAUAUGCGGCCAAAGGACAUGAUCUUCUACAAGGCGAACAAAGUGGGCAAGAAGAUUGAGAACUGCGAUCACCAAAUUACAUCGGAUGUCGAGCGCUUUUCUGAUGUUUUUGCAGAGGUCUUCUCGCAGUCGCUGAAGCCCAUCGUGGACUUUUUGGUCUACUCCGUGGAGCUGAGCCGAGUACAGGGCCUCACCACGCCUCUGACGCUCUACUCCUGGUUCGCCUUCGCCUCCUGCGUCUCGGCGGUGACGCUGCCGCCCUUCGGGGAGCUCGCGGCCACGGAGCAGAAGCUGGAAGGCAACUUUCGGGGGAAGCACUCCGAGCUCAUCACCAACUGCGAGCAAAUCGCCUUCCUGGGAGGAGAACGGCCAGAGAAGGAUGUGCUGAACAAGUCCUUUGCGCAGCUCAUCUCCCACUGCCGGCGCACCAUCACUGCGUCCUUCAAUUCAGAGGUCCUGCGCCAGUACUUGAACAAAUACUUCUGCACAGUCAUUGGCCUGGUCCUCAUUGCGCGACCCCUGCGGAUGAGAUCCAAAGACCUGCCGAAGCUGCAGCACGAUCAAAUCGCGCAGUACUUCACCUCGACCUGGAGAAACAUGGAGGCCAUGGCAACCGCCAUUCAGGACCUCUUCGAGCUGACGAACCGCAUCGGCCGCCUCAGCGGCUUCGCUUCCCGGGUGCGGCAGCUGAUGCAUGGCCUGGAGGUGCGGCCCCCGGUGCUGCAGGAGGAAAUCGAGGUGGCCAAACAAGGUUCCCACCCGCCCGUGUUCAACAGCGGCGAGAACCUGAAAUUCGACCACGUGUCCAUCUAUCGACCCGAUGGAACUCUGCUGGUCAAGGACCUGAAUUUCACCGUGGAGCGAGGCCAGCGUGUGCUCGUGACCGGCGGCAAUGGCUGUGGGAAGUCCAGCCUCUUCCGGGUGAUCCGAAAACUGUGGCCCCUGGUGGAGGGUACAAUCACCAUGCCACCGGACAAGGAGAUUUACUUCCUCACGCAGGUGAACUUCGUCCCCCAAGGCUCCCUGCGGGAUCUAGUGAUCUACCCCGCGUCGCAUGCUGAAAUGCUGGCCUCAGGGCGAUCUGAUGAGGACGUGCGAACGUGCCUGCGUUGGGCACAUGUCUCCCCCACUGUGAUACAAGAUGGUCGCGCGCAGCUGGAGUUCAACGAUCAGGGCGUUGUGGUGCGGCCAGCCCUUGAUGAUGUAAGGGACUGGCAGAAAGACUUGUCUCCGGGCCAGAAGCAGAGAUUGGCCUUCGCAAGGCUCUUCUACCACAAGCCAAGCUUUGUGGUCUUGGACGAAUGCACCAAUGGCAUAUCCCCAGAUGUGGAGCACGAUCUAUACGAUCGCUGUACCCGCCUCAAUCUGGCAGUGUUCUCUAUUUCUCACAAGAUCGAGCUUAAGCUGUUUCACGAUAGGGAACUCCACUAUGUGGGCGAUCUGCAGGGCUCGUGGACCAUGAUGGAGUGCUCGCACACCCGAGACAAGAUCACAAGAUCUUCGUCGACUGUGAAGCUGCCUGAGCCUGAUAAAGCAGGCAAGAAGGAAUCAAGAAUUACCUACGAGCGGCAUGUGUGGUUUGCCGAGUGAGCGUGGCCUUAGCCACCUCGAGAGCAAGAUUCAGUUGACCUCAAAGGCAGCUGGCUUGCAUGAGGCAUGCGAAUAGGUCUUGGGCAGGCGAGUGCGCAGUGUUUCUGUACGUUUUGAACAUGAGAUUGGGAGCUUCUUGGCAGCUGCCUUUCAAUCGUUCCCUGCACGUGGCGCACACGUGCCCUGUUGGAAAGGCUUUGCAGCCGAGCGCCGGCGUUGCAGCCACAACAUGUGGCAGUCAGGAGGUUGCUCGAGACAACGUGUCCGGCACGUGGAGGACCUGAAAGGUACCUAGAUUCCAAAGAUCUCGAUGCACAAUGAGA